Molecule: messenger RNA, 1349 nt
Organism: Leptomonas pyrrhocoris
Lineage: Eukaryota; Euglenozoa; Kinetoplastea; Trypanosomatida; Trypanosomatidae
Exons: 1
Coding region: 345-1349 (334 amino acids)
Source: RefSeq, a predicted model, not a curated record
GCCAAACAUAGCGGUGCACGAAAGCAAGCACCGAAGUGAAAUGUCAUUUAAAAAAAAAGCAAUACGUAUAUUGACACACGUCCACAAAACGCCUAUAUAGUACUAAAGCCUCACAUCGUUAGAUUUGUUGAGAAGAAAACGCUUCCUUUUUGUGUCUGAAGUCAAUCCACUACGAACGUCUGCAGAAAGAAAACCGAAUCGUUGAAAUCAAUACCUACACACUGGUACUCGCGGUUUUUCUUUCUUUUUUAAUUACCUCUGAAAAGUCCUUUUCUGUCCUUCCUUCUCUAAUUCUGUAUUGCUUGAAAAGAAAGAGCACGCCUUCAAUAUAUAUCUUUGCAUCCAUGGCGGACCAUCUGGACUCCUCUCCCAGUCUGACGCACCGCGAAUACGUGGACCGGUGGCUUGCGUUGGCGGUGGCCACAACCACCUUCAUCAGCUACGUGGGCAGCGUAUACUGGGAGCGUACGUGGGGCCCCCGGCUGCUGCUACGCCGCGAAAUGUUCCUCGAAAACGAAAUUGACCGGCUUGAAAAGGAGGCAGGUACCGUCUGCAUCGCCUCAGAGUUGUACAAACACAGUCGGCUCAUGCGGGGCGUGUUGAGGCUCCGCCAGGAACUACUGCACGAGCGUCGAAGGCGCUACCGCCAUCAGCUCUCGGUAGAACGCAUGUUCUCCCCCAUCUCCACCCUCCAGUCCUCCAAGCAGACCUUCAGUAGCUGUGAGCUACCGACCGCCGCGAGGCGGUUACCCCCAUACCCGACCGGGGUGGCGCGGUCGGCGCCUAACUCCGUGGCGCAGUCCCCCGUGUCGCUGCACGACACGCUGCAGGAAUUCGAGGUCGUCCCCCCGUCGCUGCUUGGCUUUGUGACGCAGCGAACUCGCGAUCUUGUCCGGUACAAUUUGCUGGCCUUCAUCAAGUACGUGCUGAGAUUUGGGCAUGUAUUUGUAUACCUCUACCUCUUUGGGCGUCGGCCGGGCAUGGUUGCGGUGCCGCCAUCCAUCGAGGACAGUGUGCCCUUCUACGCUACGCAGAUCCUUCUACCUUAUCUCUUCGGCGUGGCAAUGUUUGGUCCUAAUAUCCUCUUUGCUCCGCGGCAGACGUUGAAGGACGCCCCCGGCAACGAUGAGCUUUCCACAAACGUCAGCUUGGCCCACUUGGGGACUGGUCUGCACAACUUGCUUCCCACAGCAGGUCGAGGCGCACAGGAAAGUGGACGAGUGUCGGCAACGAUUCUUCUGGUAAGGCGUUACAACGCCGAUCGCUUAUGCGCCUCCAACGACCUUGUAUCGUGGUGUUUCUGUUGCCUCUGCGCUUCUUACUUGGUGAUGCGCGUCUUUGCAUCUUAA